This is a messenger RNA of Camelina sativa (false flax), 1241 nucleotides long. Its product is annotated as F-box protein PP2-B10-like. The record is from RefSeq and is a predicted model, not a curated record. Gene Ontology annotation, molecular function: protein binding. NCBI's taxonomy places the organism in Eukaryota, Viridiplantae, Streptophyta, Magnoliopsida, Brassicales, Brassicaceae.
AUCCGACCUGCAAAAAGUCCUCCAAAGUGAGUUGAGCGGAACACUCCGAUCAACCGCUCAUCUAUUGGUAUUAUUGUCAAUUGGUGGAGUGAAGAGAAGGCCCAUCUGAGACUAUGACCAGAGAAAAAAAACGAAGGAGUGUGAAGUGGACGGGUGCAACGAAGGGUCAUUCUCGUAGACGUUUUAAAUAGGAAGUCUGAGAAUUAAAAUGACUCUCACCCCCGACUCGACGGAGACAAACAACAACGAUGGCACAGUUAAGGAAACUGUUGGAGAAAAACCGAAGUGUAAGCAGCGGAAGAAGUAAGAUUGAUUCUGGUUCUUCUUCUUCUUCUUCUUCUCCUUUCAAUUGGUUGCCUGAGGAAUGCAUUUCAAGCAUAAUCUCCUUCACUAGUCCUGAAGACGCCUGCGUCGCUGCUGUGGUUUCUAAAAUCUUUAAAUCGGCGGUGAAAUCAGAUAUCAUAUGGGAGAAGUUUAUUCCGGAAGAUUAUAUAUCUCUGAUUCCUCCGUCGCGAGUUUUCUCGUCGAAGAAGGAUCUCUACUUCUCCCUCUGCCACGAUCCUCUCUUAAUCGACGAUGGCAAUAAGAGCAUAUGGUUAGAGAAAGCGAGUGGGAAGAGGUGUAUCAUGUUAUCCGCGAUGAACUUCUUAAGCAUACAUAGUGAUUAUCCUCCGCACCUCCACUGGUUUCCAAGUCCUGAAGCUAGAUUUGAAUUGGUAGCGGAGGUUCCUCAAACAUAUAAGUUCGAGUUUCGUUGCAGAAUGAAUACUUGUGUCCUUUCUUCAAGAACACGUUACUCGGUCAACAUUGUGUUCAAAAAAGGGUUUGAGUGUUUUGGCUUUAAGAAUGUGGCGAUGAAGGCUGAAGUUUGGCAGGUGGGAGAUGUAGCAUAUAAAAGAUUAGUGUGCUUUGAUAUGUCUACUGGUGGGCGAAAGGACACGGUGAAACCCGUGGCGAGAGAAGAUGGGUGGAUGGAGGUAGAAGUUGGGGAGUUUUUCAAUGAAGGAGAUGGUGAUGAAAUUGUUGAGACGAGUAUUGUAGAAAGUAAUAAAGCCCGCAAACAUGGUUUGAUCAUUCAAGGAAUUGAAAUUCGUCCUUCAAAAAUUCCCGCCGAGUGUGGCGGGGUUUUUUUUUUCUUUAGAGUGAAAAGCUUCUGGAAAAGAAGUAAUUUAUUAUCGUUGUCAAUCUUUAAACCUUAUACUGUAAUACAAUAUACUAUACUCAUUUUUGGGAAAAGCUAA